Messenger RNA from Cooperia oncophora, 1326 nucleotides. NCBI's taxonomy places the organism in Eukaryota, Metazoa, Nematoda, Chromadorea, Rhabditida, Trichostrongylidae. The record is from the annotation of a GenBank genome assembly.
AUGUCGGCUCCACCACCUGUCGCCGGUGUCGAGGAUUCGGCUGACCGAAAUGUCGAAAUGUGGAAGAUUAAGAGGCUUAUAAAAAGUCUAGAGCUGGCUAGAGGAAAUGGUACUUCUAUGAUUUCACUGAUUAUCCCCCCACGAGAUCAGAUUGCUCGGGUUCAAAAGAUGCUUGCUGAUGAAUAUGGUACUGCAUCGAAUAUUAAAUCGCGUGUGAAUAGGCUUUCUGUGCUUGGAGCAAUUACUUCGGUACAAGGACGUCUGAAAUUGUACAGCAAAGGUGAGCCUCAUAAUGGACUCGUCGUGUACUGUGGUACUAUUGUUACCGAUGAAGGCAAGGAAAAGAAAGUUAACAUUGAUUUCGAACCGUUCAAGCCCAUCAACACGUCUCUUUAUCUGUGUGACAACAAAUUCCAUACGGAGGCUCUUCAAGGCCUUCUUGCUGAUGACAACAAGUUUGGAUUCAUCAUUAUGGAUGGAAAUGGAACGCUAUUCGGAACAUUGCAAGGGAAUACUCGAGAAGUACUCCACAAAUUCACGGUAGAUUUACCAAAGAAACACGGAAGAGGAGGACAAUCUGCUUUGCGAUUUGCUCGACUUCGUAUGGAAAAGCGGCACAAUUAUGUACGAAAAGUAGCUGAAUGUGCCGUGGAAAUGUUUAUUAAGAAUGAUAAGGUUACGGUUGCCGGUCUAAUUUUGGCUGGAAGUGCUGAUUUCAAAACUGAGCUCGGCCAAUCCGAUAUGUUUGACCAGCGACUUCAAGCAAAGAUGGUCAAGACUGUGGAUAUUUCUUAUGGUGGUGAAAAUGGAUUCAAUCAGGCUAUUGAACUUGCUGCGGAUGCCCUUGCGAAUGUUAAGUUUAUACAAGAGAAGAAGUUGAUCGGAGGAUAUUUUGAUGAGAUAAGCCAGGAUACUGGGAAGUACGUCUUCGGAGUGAAAGAUACAUUGCAAGCGCUCGAGAUGGGCGCUGUGGAAACGCUUAUCUGUUGGGAAAACCUCGACAUCAUUCGAUACAGGCUGAAAAACUCUGCUGGAGAGGAGAAAGUCCUCAACCUGAGGCCAGAUGAGGAAAGGGAUAAGUCCCAUUUCACGGAUAAGGAAACCGGGCAAGACAUGGAAAUAGUGGAGACAAUGCCACUAUUGGAAUGGUUUGCUAACAAUUACAAGAACUUCGGUGCAACCCUCGAAAUUGUUACUGACAAGUCACAAGAAGGAGCACAAUUUGUGCGAGGAUUUGGUGGAAUUGGAGGUCUUCUGCGUUACCGAGUGGACUUAAUGAAUGAUAUGGUUGACGAGUUUGACGAGAUCAACUUUGAUGACUAUUGA